AUGGAAAGAGCCAGGCACGACAGGAUGGUCACCUGCUUGGCACUGCUGCUGCUGCUGAUUCUAAUGCUGUUGCUUUGGUGGGGCAGGUUGGUCCACCGAGCUCAGAUGCAGAAAGACUUACCCCCUGGGCCUGCACCUCUCCCGUUGCUGGGGAACUUGCUACAGCUACAGUCUGGAAACUUGGACCGUGUGCUCAUGGAGCUCUCCAGCCACUGGGGCCCAGUGUUCACCGUAUGGCUGGGCCCGCUCCCUGCAGUGGUGCUGUGCGGCUAUGAGGCGCUCCGGGAUGCAUUAGUACUGCAAGCAGAUGCGUUCUCUGGCCGCGGGGCCAUGGCUGUCUUCGACCGCUUCACCCGCGGAAACGGCAUUGCGUUUUCUAACGGGCCGCGUUGGCACACGCUUCGAAACUUUGCACUUGGAGUGUUGAGGGAGUUUGGCGUGGGUAGGAGUACCAUUGAGGAUCGCAUCCUGGAGGAGGCAGCAUGUGUGCUGGAUGAAUUUCAAGCUACCAUGGGAGCUCCAUUUGACCCCCAGCAGAUACUGGAUAACGCUGUAUCCAAUGUCAUUUGUACUGUGGUCUUCGGAAAGCGCUAUAACUAUGGGGACCCAGAGUUCCUGAGGCUACUGAACCUCUUCAGUGACAAUUUCUGUAUCAUGAGUUCCCGAUGGGGUGAGAUAUACAAUAUGUUCCCAUCCUUCAUGGACUGGAUCCCUGGGCCCCACCACCGAAUAUUUAAAAACUUCCAAGAGCUCCGACUCUUCAUCUCUGAGCAAAUUCAGUGGCACCGGCAGUCACGACAGACUGGGGAACCCCGUGACUUCAUAGAUUGUUUCCUCGACCAAAUGGAUAAGGAGCAGCAGGACCUGGAAAGCCAUUUCCAGGACGAGACACUGGUGAUGACUACUCACGAUCUUUUCUUUGGUGGCACUGAAACCACAAGCACUACUCUACGUUAUGGGCUCCUCAUUAUGCUCAAGUACCCCGAGGUGGCAGCCAAGGUGCAAGAGGAGCUGGACGCCACUGUAGGUCGGACCCGGGCCCCUAGAAUAGAGGACCGUGCCCGCCUGCCUUACACCAAUGCGGUGCUGCAUGAGAUCCAGCGUUUCAUCAGUGUGCUACCACUGGGGCUGCCCCGGGCCCUCACCCGAGACGUGAACCUCAAGAGCCAUUUCCUGCACAAGGGCACAUUUGUGAUUCCCCUGCUUGUGUCUGCACACCGGGAUCCCACCCAAUUCAAGGACCCUGACCAUUUCAAUCCCACCAAUUUCCUGGAUGACAACGGCGAGUUCCAGAACAGUGAUGCCUUCAUGCCCUUUGCCUUAGGAAAGCGGAUGUGCCUGGGUGCUGGCCUAGCCCGCUCCGAGAUCUUCCUCUUCCUGACGGCUAUCCUGCAGAAGUUCUCCCUGCUCCCCGUGGGAAGUCCUGCCAACAUCAACCUUACCCCACAGUGUACUGGUCUGGGCAAUGUGCCCCCAGCCUUCCAGCUCCGCUUGGUGGCCCGCUGA
Mus caroli (Ryukyu mouse) is the source of this 1506-nucleotide messenger RNA. Its product is annotated as cytochrome P450 2F3-like. Gene Ontology annotation, biological process: epoxygenase P450 pathway; xenobiotic metabolic process. Gene Ontology annotation, molecular function: heme binding; iron ion binding; arachidonate epoxygenase activity. The record is from RefSeq and is a predicted model, not a curated record. NCBI's taxonomy places the organism in Eukaryota, Metazoa, Chordata, Mammalia, Rodentia, Muridae. Gene Ontology annotation, cellular component: intracellular membrane-bounded organelle; cytoplasm.